UGCUUAUUGACCGAUCCCGUGCUUCAGGGAAGAAGGGCAGAUUUUUCUGUUUACACACAAAUUAAAAGCAACAAAUACUAUCUUUUGGUGUCUGAAAUAAAAUCCCCCAGAUAUAUGUCUUCAAAGAAAAUUGAUUUUUUGAAUUGUGAUUUAGUAAAAAUUGGAAAUGAAAUGAAGGAUAUGCUUGAUAAGUGCAUUGAAGAUGGCGUAAAAAACAAUGAUUUGGCUAUUUGUGGCAUACUUGUUGAAG
Racocetra persica is the source of this 250-nucleotide messenger RNA. Lineage: Eukaryota; Fungi; Glomeromycota; Glomeromycetes; Diversisporales; Gigasporaceae. The record is from the annotation of a GenBank genome assembly.